Messenger RNA from Gracilinanus agilis (Agile Gracile Mouse Opossum), 3311 nucleotides. RefSeq names its product immunoglobulin mu DNA binding protein 2 (gene IGHMBP2). The transcript has 15 exons. Bases 1 to 3018 code for a protein of 1005 amino acids. The record is from RefSeq and is a predicted model, not a curated record. Lineage: Eukaryota; Metazoa; Chordata; Mammalia; Didelphimorphia; Didelphidae. Gene Ontology annotation, molecular function: ATP binding; DNA binding; ATP hydrolysis activity.
AUGGCGGCCGUGGAAACUUUCGUGAGCCGUCAGUUGGAGCUGCUGGAGCUGGAGCGGGAGGCGGAGCUGCAGGAGAAGAGGACCUGGCAGGAGAGCGUUGCCCCGAAGGAGCUCCAGCGCCGCGGCGUCUGCCUGCUGAAGCUGCGGGUCGCGAGCCAGCGGACGGGGCUCUAUGGGCGGCUGCUCGUCGUCCUCGAACCCAGAACAGGAGAGCCCGGAGCCCCCCUGCCCUGUAACAGCUUCGGGCCCGGUGACAUAGUGGGACUGUAUGAAGGUGCUGCUGAGACCGAGCAGCUGGCCACUGGCAUUCUGACCCGGAUCACGCAGAGAUCCGUGACCGUGGCCUUUGAUGAAUCCCCAGAGAGCUCCCUGGCCUUGGACCCAAGCAGCUCUUACCGACUGCUCCGACUAGCCAACGAUGUCACUUAUAAGCGACUCAAAAAAGCUUUAAUCGCCCUAAAACAGUAUCACUCUGGUCCAGCUGCAUCUCUUAUAGACGUUCUCCUUGGCACUUCCGAGCCAAGCAGCCCUGCUCUGACACAAUCGCUAACAUUCUGCAAUGACUCCCUGGACACAUCGCAGAAAGAUGCCGUUGGCUUUGCACUGGCCCAGAAAGAACUGGCCAUCAUCCAUGGUCCACCUGGCACCGGGAAGACCACGACGGUGGUGGAGAUCAUACUCCAGGCUGUACAGCAAGGUCUGAAGGUUCUGUGCUGUGCCCCCUCCAACAUUGCUGUGGACAACUUGGUGGAGAGGCUGGCUGCACGGAAGCAGAGAGUCCUCCGUCUCGGACACCCUGCGCGCCUUCUGGAUGCCAUCCAGCACCAUUGCCUCGAUGCAGUCUUAGCCCGAAGUGACCAGGCCCAAAUUGUGGCGGAUAUCAGGAAGGACAUUGACCAGGUAAAAAGCAAAAAGACCCAGGAGAGGAGAGACAAGAAUAGUUGUCGCAGUGAAAUGAAGUUGCUUAGGAAGGAGCUGAGGGAGAGGGAGGAAGCAGCCAUGCUGGCCAGCCUCACGGGGGCCGACGUCAUCCUGGCGACAAACACAGGGGCUUCCCCUGAUGGCCCACUGAAGUUGCUCCCUGAAGAUUACUUUGAUGUGGUGGUGAUCGACGAGUGUGCGCAGGCCCUCGAAGCCAGCUGUUGGAUCCCCCUGCUGAGGGCCAGAAAAUGCAUCCUGGCUGGAGACCACCAACAGCUGCCCCCCACCAUUGUGUCUCAACAAGCUGCCACCGGGGGGCUCUACCUGAGCCUGAUGGAGCGCCUGAUCAAGAAGCACGGAGAGCGGGUCGUGAGGAUGCUGACGGUCCAGUACCGCAUGCACCAGGCCAUCAUGCAGUGGGCGUCGGAGGAGCUGUACCACGGACGGCUCACUGCCCACGCCUCGGUGGCCGGCCACCUCCUGAAGGAUCUGCCCGGUGUCACCCCCACCGAGGAGACGAGCAUCCCUCUGCUGCUCAUCGACACGGCCGGCUGUGGCCUGUUUGAGCUCGAGGAUGAAGACGAGCAGUCCAAGGGCAACCCAGGUGAAGUCCAACUCGUCAGUCUGCACGUCCAGGCUUUGGUGGACGCCGGAGUGCACGUAGGUGACAUCGCCGUCAUCGCGCCCUACAACCUGCAGGUGGAUCUGCUCAGGCAGCAGCUUUCCCCCCGAUAUCCGGGGCUCGAAAUCAAAUCUGUGGAUGGCUUUCAAGGGAGAGAGAAGGAGGCGAUCGUCCUGUCCUUCGUACGGUCCAACCGGAAGGGCGAGGUCGGUUUCCUGGCCGAGGAUCGAAGGAUCAACGUGGCGGUCACUCGUGCCCGGCGCCACGUAGCGGUCAUCUGCGACUCCCGCACCGUCAGCAGCGACACCUUCUUGAAGAAGCUGGUGGAGUAUUUCUCUGUGAAGGGCGAAGCCCGCACGGCCUUCGAGUACCUCGACGACAUCGUCCCCGACAACUACUCCCAUGAAGGCCCUCAGGGGCCCGGCCAGGCAGCCGGGAAGCCUGGGGAGCCUGCUCGGCCCGGCCCCAGACCCCGCCAGGAAAGGCAGAAGGCCAGAGGGGCCCGGAAGUGCACCAGAAGCGGGCCCCCGGGCCAGGUGCCAGCGGGCACAGGCGUCAGCAAUGGCGGCCGACCCGAGGGCACCGCAGAGCCCUUCAGAACCAUGAUCACGGACUUUGUGAAGAGCGGCGAGACCCUGCUCGAGUUCCCUGCGACCCUGAACGCCCACGACAGGAUGCUGGUCCAUCAGCUGGCCGAGGAGCACGGGCUGAAGCACGAGAGUGUUGGCGAAGGGAAGAAGAGAUACAUCUCUGUGCGCAAAAAGGGCGCCGCUGCCGCCCCUGCCCCCGCCGCGGCCCCCACUCCCACCCCCGCCGCGGCUGCUGCCCCCUCCGCUGCCUCUGUGGCGCUCUGUCCAGCAGGGAUGGAGACCGAGGGGCGGGAGCUCCAGCCAGGGUGCCCAGGCCCAGGGAUGCCGUGCCAUGCCCUGGGGGAGCAGGACACCCCCAGGAGCAGUGAGAACAGUGUGAGUCAGAAAGCCCAGCCCUGGGAAGGAGGGCAGGUAGGGAAAGCCAAGCCUGGUCAUCCGGCCAGACAACACCAAGACCCUGCUGGCUCCCGGGCACCUAAAGCACCAGGAAAGAAGAAGGCGAAAGAGAGGAGAGGACACACGGGCGUGAAUGGCGCGACUGAGGAAGACUUUGAUGCGUUGGUCUCUGCCGCCAUCAGAGCUGAUAACACCUGCUGGCUUCCCGGGUGCAAAGCCAGCGUGACGACCUUGGGCCAGCUCUGCCUGCACUGCGGUCAGCGCUUCUGCCUCAGCCAUCACAUCCCCGAGGUCCAUGGAUGCGGCGAGAAGGCGCGAGCACAUGCCCGGCAGAGGAUCAGCCGAGAAGGGGUCCUGUACCCCGGCAGCGGGCCCAAGGACAAGGCUGUGGACCCCGUGAAGAGAGUCCAUCUCCAGAGGAGGCUGGACAAGAAGCUCGGGGAGCUGAGCAGCCAGAGGAGGAGCAAAAAGAAGGACAAGGACAAGUGAGGAGCCUUUGGACUGCUGGCCCUUCUUCUCCAGCAUCCCUGCGAGGAGUGAGCCGGUCUGGCCCCCCGCAGAGGGUGCCGCUGCUCACAUUCACAUAAGUGGGUGAUGACAGGGUAUGUCGGGACCUGGAGUGGGGGGAGUGUUGUGUGCAUGUGGGUCUGUCCAAGUGCGUGGGUCUGUCUGAGUGUCCACAUGCCUUCAGAAAGAGGUGGUUGGAUUUCUGGGCAUCGUCCUCACUGCUUGAGGGAAAAGACCCUGAGUGAAGGGAAUGAAAUAAAGUCUGUGAAACACUU